This is a messenger RNA of Lactuca sativa (garden lettuce), 1313 nucleotides long. Its product is annotated as putative 12-oxophytodienoate reductase-like protein 1. Gene Ontology annotation, molecular function: FMN binding; oxidoreductase activity. The record is from RefSeq and is a predicted model, not a curated record. Lineage: Eukaryota; Viridiplantae; Streptophyta; Magnoliopsida; Asterales; Asteraceae.
UGAAGUAGUUGUCAAUUUGGUUCGUGAUGGAUAACUUUGAGUAAUAAAUAGCUCUUGGGAUAUAGUUGGUCAGUGAGAGGAAAUAUGAAGAAAGAAGUUCGCAAAGAGGAAGAGGAACAAGAUGCAACCAUGGAGUCUAUACCAAUCCUUACACCAUACAUCAUGAAAAUAUUUCAUCUUUCUCAUAGGAUUGUUUUGGCACCUUUAUCUAGGCUAAGAUCUUACAAUUUCACAGCACAACCGCAUGCUAUUUUGUAUUACAAACAAAGAACUACAAAAGGAGGUUUAUUGAUCAGCGAAUCAUCUGGGAUUUCAGAUACUGCUCAAGGACUUCCAAAUACUCCUGGGAUUUGGAAGAAGGAGCAUGUAGAAGCCUGGAAACCCAUUGUAGAUGCUGUUCAUGACAAUGGUGGAAUCUUCUUUUGUCAGCUUUGGCAUUCCGGCAGAGUUUCGAACACGAUUUAUCAGCCAAACGGCCGAUCUCCGAUCUCCAGCACAGACAAACCGAUUCUGAAUCAGUUAUUCAUCGGUGGUUCUGGAGGUGAAACUUCUCAAUAUUCACCACCACACAGAUUAACAAUCGAAGAAAUCUCAGAAGUCAUCAACGACUUCAAAAUCGCUGCAAGAAACGCAAUCGAAGCAGGUUUUGACGGCGUCGAGAUCCAUGGAGCCAACGGAUACCUAAUCGACCAGUUCCUGAAAGAUCAAGUAAACGAUCGUACCGAUCAAUACGGCGGGAAUCUCGAGAAUCGAUGCCGGUUUCCGCUUGAAGUCGUUGAAGCAAUCUCUAACGAGAUCGGACCUGAGAGAGUCGGAAUGAGGUUAUCUCCGUUUGCGAACUACAACGAUUCCGGGGACUCGGAUCCUCACUCGCUGGGCGUUUUCAUGGCUGAGUCACUGAGUAAACUCGGAAUCGCUUAUUGUCAUGUGAUCGAGCCACGAAUGGUGACUCAGUUUGAGAGGGUGGAGACUCGGGACAGUUUGGUGUCGAUGAGGAAGGCGUUUGAAGGGACGUUCAUUGUUGCAGGUGGGUAUCACGAUCGAGAUGAAGCAAAUCGUGUGGUUGAAAAUGGCGAUGCGGAUCUUGUAGCGUUUGGGCGUGCGUUUUUGGCUAAUCCUGAUUUACCUCGGAGGUUGAAGCUCAACGCGCCAUUAAACAAGUAUGAUAGAAGUACGUUUUAUACGGAUGAUCCUGUUGUUGGAUAUACAGAUUACCCGUUCCUUGAUGAUUAAGUUGUGAAUUACUAAAGUUGAAUCUUUAUCAUGUGAUUUCUAAUUUUCUAUAGUGGGAUGGAUACAAUUUUUAGCCGGUU